Molecule: messenger RNA, 1488 nt
Organism: Xyrichtys novacula (pearly razorfish)
Lineage: Eukaryota; Metazoa; Chordata; Actinopteri; Labriformes; Labridae
Source: the annotation of a GenBank genome assembly
AUGGGUGACUGGAACCUGCUGGGCAGCAUCCUGGAAGAGGUCCACAUUCACUCCACUAUUGUGGGAAAGAUCUGGCUCACCAUACUCUUCAUCUUCCGCAUGCUGAUCCUGGGUGCUGCCGCCGAGGACGUAUGGGACGAUGAGCAGUCUGAGUUUGUCUGCAACACUGACCAGCCGGGCUGCAAGGCGGUCUGCUAUGAUCGUGCCUUCCCCAUCUCCCUCAUCCGAUUCUGGGUCCUGCAGGUCAUCUUUGUGUCCGCCCCCUCGCUGGUAUACAUGGGCCAUGCCCUCUACUGCAUUCGAACACUGGACAAAGAGCGACACCGGAAACGAGCCCAGCUAAAAGACGAGAUGGAUGACGCUGAGCUGGCGGCGGAGGAACAUAAGCGCAUGGAGAGGGAGCUGAGGAGGCUAGAUGAGCAGAGGAAGGUGAAGAAGGCUCCUCUAAGAGGCUCUCUGCUGAGAACCUACAUCAUCCAUAUCCUUACACGCUCUGUGGUGGAGGUCUCCUUCAUUCUGGGCCAGUAUGUUCUCUAUGGAGUUCAACUGAAGCCCCUCUAUAAGUGUGAGAGGUUGCCCUGCCCCAACAGUGUGGACUGUUACAUCUCCAGGCCCACAGAGAAGACCAUCUUCAUGGUCUUCAUGAUCGCCAUCGCUGGUGUGUCACUAUUCCUGAAUGUUCUAGAAAUAUCUCACCUGGGCAUCAGAAAAAUCAAACGGACUCUUUAUGGAGAGAGAUACAAGGAGGACGACAGUUUGAUUUACAAGAACAGGAGAAAGACAUCUUUACCACAGCUCUGUGUAAUGAGUAAUGUAUCACCUCAUAAUGGACCUUUGACUCAGACCUUCAAGGUUAUCCCGGAGGCCAACAUCAAGUCUCCUUAUUUUAACUCGGGGCUCAAAGCCAGCCAUGAUACACAGAGACAGUAUGGCCUGACUCAACUGAUACAGUCCAACUUUGUCUGCCCCCAGCCCAUGAUGCCGCUGACAACAGGCCAGAACUGUGCUAUGCAGGCCCCACAAACCCAUGAGGUUCCGGAAGUCCACACAGCCAUUGUGGACGACUUUGGCAGGUCGUCCGCAGUGUCAAAUGAGGACAGGCUCACAACAGUCCACAAUGACGAACCUCACGAGAGCGAACACCCCCAGUCAUACCUGCUCCAGCCGUGCCAUAUUGAGGCUCUGCUGGCCAGCAGCAACAUCAGGCCCAGCACUAUUAGAGAGUACGAGGAUGAGAGAAGGGACUCAGCAGCAAGCGAGGUCAUGAUCCCUAACCCCCGGAAGACCAGCGUUAUGAUCAGACCACCAUCUGAGAGCUUGUCCUCCAUGACUGGCUCCACUAGCCCGUCUCUACAUACCUCUGAGGAGUCCGAUGAACUGGGCUCCCUGCAGGGGGACAUGCCAAUGAUGCCUCCAGCUGGAGGACGGAGAAUGUCAAUGGUAUGUAUCACAGAGAUGGAUCUGCAUAUGGGUCUGGAUCUCAUUUAA